AAUUCUCUGAGUACUAAUACUCUAGCUAGCUAGCUAGUGGUACGACGUACCCGGAUAAAAACUUCUGGAAGGAGCGACCGUCUCGCAUCAGCAGCACCCACAACAGCGCCUAAAAGAAUCCAAUCCAUUCUUUUGGUGACUUGUCACUCUGUUGCGUGUACAUGUACAUGUAGUAGAGCCGUGGUGGAGAUGUUGAUCACCCCCAUCAAUUUUGAUCGCCCUGUGGGUGCUACCGCUGAUGUUGCAGAACUAGAAUACAUCUCGGCGUUAAUGCAAACGGAGAAGCUCUUUCUGAGGCAGGAUGGAUCUCUGACAGGCAGAGAUAUCCACUUUUAUUUGAAGAGUCGCCACGGUGUUCGAGUUCCCGUAGAAGAAAUUGAGCGAGAAAUCAUUUGCCAGAUGGCUUGUGUCUUCCGCCCUGGAAGCAAGCAUCACAUUUCGCAAUCAUCCCACGUCACCAAGAAAAAUGGGGUUGCGAAUACUGUCAAGGUGGAUGCUGGGAGGAGCACCACUGGCGAAUUUUUUGAUUGCAUCAUGGAAGAUGCGGAACUCCAGCCACCAACAGAGCACUCUCGCCAACCCAAAGCAGGAGCACAACGAAGCAUGGGCAUGUCCAAGAGAGUCAUGGCUCUGAGAGUUUCACAAGCAAUCAGCCAAGAAGACUACGAAAAGUACAAGCAGUACAAGCACCAACAAUUAAAGAUGAUUCGGGAGGAAGAGGAUGGCAAUGGUAGUACAGAUGACACUGAUGACGACGACACUGAAACAGAAGAACUGAAAAUGAACUUGAUUCGGAUUGCUAGCUUGCUUUUUAUCCCCAAGCUGAGGCAAGCUCGAGUUGAUGCUGAUAAGGGUGUGGAAACUGAUCAGGUGGAUGUUAUUGAUGUGUUUUUGGCCAUUAUACUGGCAGAAACCGGCCUCAAAUAUGAUCAAGAAAUCACACUGGACGUACUGCUCCAUAUACUUUCUUUCGGUGACAACAGGCGCAAAGAGGGCAAUGAAUUUACUGACAGCCUGAUGGAGACGGCGCUGGCGUCACAUCCUCAUGCUAAACCCAGGAUGAACAAAGAAACGAUCUUGCGAGUACUGACAGAUGACAUUGAGGCUUAUGAUGUGGACUUGGAGAAUACCAAAGAAACGACCUUUGACGAGGUAAACUCAAUGGAGGGAAGCGACAAAUCGAAACUACGAAGAAUAUACACUGCAGGCAACAUUGAUGCCAAUGCGGACACCUAUCGAAGCAAGACAUGGACUAUUGUUGCUUGGUAUGCCAUAGUGGUGAUACUGGUGGCCUAUCUGUUCAACGGGGUAUCACCUAUUUACAACUGGCAACCAACGGACUGCACUACCACUGAAUACCAGGUGUCAUGUGCCGUAUUGGUAGCUACCCAGCACUGGCUCGAGGUGUUUGUCUCCUUGUCCAUUGUUGGGUUUCCAUUCUUGUUCUUGGCCAAUCUGGGUAACUCGGUGUACCUGGAUCGAAAGCAAGACAAGAACAAGGUCGCAGCUCUAAUCUGCGUUGCAAUCCUCAGCACAGCUUUGUACGUAUUUGUGCCCUUCUUCCACAGGGCAGAUUUUGGCUUUUUUCACUCGGAUCCGACCGUCAUUCCACCGGAAGAAAAUGACGGAUCAGUGCAACCAAACAAUAGAGCGUAUCUGGGACCCAUCGCAGUUCUGCUAGGGUUUUUUCUCAUAUUUGUCCAAAUGAUACAGCUGAUGCGACUGACCAUACCCGGGCAAAUGGGACGAUCGUGCAAGAAUUCCUCUUCGACAAUGAGAGCUGCAUUUGAAUGGAAAAAGGCAGCUAAUGUGAAAGUGGACCAGGCUGUUUUGAAUGCCAUUCGGUGCCAUGUGGAUACCACCGGUGUCAGUCCAGCAAAUUGGCAAAGUAAGAGCUCGAUUGGUGGCUCAGUAGGCAAGAUAUCCGCUGCGAUCACACGAUACAACCAGUCAUUUACCAAACGAGAGCAAACAGGAGGCAUUCUCUGGACGUGGAGGAAAAUUCGUGACCGCACUUUGUUCUAUGAAGAGGGCAUAUACAUAUGGCCAAGGCUGGUAGCUAGCAAUAUUGCCCAGUGGCUUGCAGCUCUCAUCAUCGUGGGUGCCUUUGCAUUUGGUUUGUCUGUUCUGACCAAGGAGGAAGAGGUUGCACCUGAUCUACUGUCCAAUGAAAAGUUUAUCCUUGUGCUUGCUGUCGGGUUCCCACCAGCAGUUCUCGCGGCAGUUUCAACUAGUUUGAUCUAUGUUCCCUCUGCAGUGUCCAGUAUUCUGAAGUACCGUUGCGGAGAAAUACGCAGCCUUGACGAUCGAAGGUUUCUGCAGAAUCGGUUUGCCAUGGACUCGACCAAUCUCUUGUUCGGCGCAGCCUUUUGGACUUGCUUGUGUUCUUCAGCUGCCUUUUAUGCCCUUUUCAGUGUCUUUACGUUCUUGUGCUUAUAUGCUGAAACCCAACAAAUGAUGAUUCGAUUCACUGCCAACUGUAUUGGGAUGCUGAUAACGAUGAUACUCAAACAGGUGCUGAUGUUGUUCAUACGAAGCCGGUGGAGUCGAGGGUACUAUCGAAGCCGUCCCGCCGUUGUCAACAUUAGCAACACAAUUCAGGAAGUGUGGAAUCUUGGACUAACUACGUUUACAGCUCUUGUUCGCGGCCUCAAGUUUAUGGCAAUCUUCCUUCUCUACUUGGGGCGAAUUGACAGAGAAGUGUUUGCUCCCGGCGUUGGAUGGUUCAGGGAUGAUAUACCAUUGGAUGGGUUGCCACAUUGCUUUGCCCGUGAUUUACUGCUGCAUGAGGCGCAUCGCCAUCCUCUGAUUGAAAGACUCGGCCUCCUGUUCAUGAUAAAGCUACGGAAAGGGUCUGACUUUGGAACUCGUGGGGGUGCUGCAUGGCGUGUCCUCUUCACAGGAACCCUGAUGCCGUGGCUGCGAAAGUAUGGUGGUAACUUGGGUGCUGUGUGGAACAAUUCUCGCAGUGCCGAGGAGCACCGAUCGGCACUCUCUGGACUUUCCAAGGAUGCUUUGGUUGAGAACUUGUUGGUGCUAGAGGACAACUAUAAACAAAUGGCGGAACAAAUGAAAAAGAUUGGUAACCGAGCCAGGAUCUUGAGACCAAAGACCGGAAGUGAAGAUGAAGUUUUUGCGGUGGAGGAAGAAGAGGACGACUGUGGACCUUUACUAGAAAACUAUCUCAAAGAGCAUGAAGCUGAGGAACCUCCCGCUUUGACACCAGAGGAGAGACCAGUGGUUCAGUUGACCAGAAUCACCGGUGGAACAUUCGAUUGAUUGAGGCUUCCAACUUUAGAAGUCGCAUGCAGCCCAGAUUGAUUCCUUCAUUCAGCUGCCACAGGGCCGGCGAAAGAUUAUUGCACGGGGCAGUGCAACGAACGAUAGUAGCCUCCGAUUAGUAUGUCGUAGUUAAAACACUGGUGCUCUUCCACUCGACUGAUCCGCAGUGCGCUACAGGAAAACCUGUUGCAUGCGAUACCAAUCG
This is a messenger RNA of Seminavis robusta, 3487 nucleotides long. The record is from the annotation of a GenBank genome assembly. Lineage: Eukaryota; Bacillariophyta; Bacillariophyceae; Naviculales; Naviculaceae.